Messenger RNA from Danio aesculapii, 1996 nucleotides. Its product is annotated as zinc finger protein 692-like. The transcript has 12 exons. Gene Ontology annotation, molecular function: chromatin insulator sequence binding. Bases 273 to 1817 code for a protein of 514 amino acids. Lineage: Eukaryota; Metazoa; Chordata; Actinopteri; Cypriniformes; Danionidae. Gene Ontology annotation, cellular component: kinetochore; chromosome. The record is from RefSeq and is a predicted model, not a curated record. Gene Ontology annotation, biological process: regulation of transcription by RNA polymerase II.
UCUGCAGCUCGCUUGAUAUAUUAUACUGGAAACGAAGAUUUAGUUCGCAUAAUAGCCUUGAGAUGAUAAUCUCAUGCAGUAUUAAUAUUUUUUAUAUAGCUGCUUCUUAAUCGUGUGGUAAAUGUGAUGUCAUUUGCAUUGAGUUCAGCGGUAAUCUGUUGACUGUCUGAUCGGCUGAUCUUAAAAGGGCAACAGUUCGAGCGAGCGGGCCCCUCAAGAAACGAACGCGAGGGACUCCUUUAAGUGUGGUCUGAGUGGCACCUGUCAGCGAGAUGUCAUCCACUAAAGAAACUGUGCUGCGCCAGCGCCGGCGAGAGCUGGACGCCCGCAGGAGCAAAUCUCGCGUGCGUCUGGGCUCGUGUCUGCAGAGCUGGGCUCAACUCAAAGAUAAACUGGGCUUCUCUCUUCACUCGGAGCUUGCUCAGCAUCUGCUGGAGAGCUAUGUUUCAAGAGUUUGUAUGAAGUGUUCAGGUGAUGGGAAAGGAGAGACUGUAUCAACUACCAAGGAGUCUUUGCAGGAACUCAUCUUGAUGGUCCACAACCAUGGACAGAUGUGUCCUCUUCCUCCUGUCCUGCAGUGUAGGCCUGUCCCAAAAACAAAAACAUCAACACGAGGUCAAAGUGGAAGAAGAGAGGAGGAAACUGAGCCCAAGAAAUUAGCAGAAGCCAGCGAGUGUUUUAAAUACACCUGUGAAGAUGGACAUCAUUUUUUGUGGUGUCCUAUUGACACGGAGAAGCUGAUUUCAAAAAGUGACAGUGAUAAAAUUACAUCCAGCGCAAAGAGACUGAAACGAGACGAGAGACAGAUGAAGGAAACGAUAACAGAUACAGAAAGACAAGAAAUGAUGACUAGAUUAAAAACCAGACAGCAACAGAGAGAAAAUGCUGACAUUGACACAAAUAAAAUGCUUGGACAAAAUAAAAAUGCAGAUGUUACAGCGACUCCUGAAGCACUGCACAGAAAUGAUCUGGCAUCUGACUUUUCUUAUUCAGAGCAUGGAUCUCCAGCAGACAGUGACGAGAUGACUGUAGAUGUUCCUGUCAGGGUUCACAUUGAAAACCAAAGCCGUACUGAUAGCUAUGAAGAAGAUGCAGUGCUGAAUUUAACCAACAGAGGGGACCAGAGUAGUGCAGAUCAUACUGAGAAACGCAGCGUCAGCAAAAAGACGGGAAUACUUCAAAGUAACAGUUCACAGUCAUUGAAAAAGGAUGCGUCUCAGAUUGGUGGCAAGAGGAAAAGAAAAUUGACAUCCAAAUUGAUUUUGUCUUGUGAGUUUGAAGGCUGCGAUAAGAUUUUCUCCAGUCGACAAUAUUUAAAUCAUCACAUCAAAUAUCAGCAUCUGCAUCAGAAGACCUUCACCUGCUCACAUCCCUCCUGCAGAAAGUCCUUCAACUUUAAGAAGCAUCUGAAGGAGCAUGAAAAGUUGCACAGUAAUCAGCGAGACUAUAUCUGUGAGUUCUGUGCUCGGGCGUUUCGAACCAGCAGUAACCUGAUCAUCCACCGCAGGAUACACACCGGAGAGAAACCGCUGCAGUGUGAAGUGUGUGGCUUUACCUGUCGACAGAAAGCCUCUCUGAAUUGGCACAUGCGGAAACACAAUGCUGAGAGCACCUACCAGUUCCCUUGUGAGAUCUGCGGCCGUCGCUUUGAAAAGAGAGACAAUGUUACGGCUCACUGUAGCAAGAGUCACCCAGACUAUAAUGCAGGCUCUCUGGAAAGAUCUCUUCCCCUUCCUCCCUCUGACCUACUCCUGCAUCCCUCGAGGCACCUCGGAUCUUCCCCUUCUGUUUCCAAGAAUCAAACCACAGCAGAAUAAGAGUUGUGACAACAGUUUGAACAUUCUUGACCUCAAGCUAACUCCAAUGUGGGACUGGUUGGUAAACAAAAUCUCCAUGUGGUGCCUUAUCAAUGUUGUUAGUUCUUAAUUUGUUUUUGUUUUUUAGAUGUAAAUAUAUUUUUUUAGAUGCUGUGACCGUGGACCGUCAUCUGUGUACA